Molecule: messenger RNA, 774 nt
Organism: Fusarium sp. VM40
Lineage: Eukaryota; Fungi; Ascomycota; Sordariomycetes; Hypocreales; Nectriaceae
Source: the annotation of a GenBank genome assembly
AUGGCCACUCCUAUUACCUCAAGGACGGAGACUCUCCAGAAGUAUCUCAAGCUCGACCAGAAGGGUCAAAUUAUGGCUGAGUACGUCUGGGUCGACGCUGAUGGUGGUACCCGAUCCAAGUCCCGAACUCUCCCCGAGCAGGACUACAAGCCUGAAGACCUCCCCGUCUGGAACUUCGAUGGCUCCUCUACCAACCAGGCCCGUGGUGACAACUCCGACGUCUACCUGCGCCCUUGCGCCGUCUACCCCGACCCUUUCCGCGGCUCACCCAACAUCAUUGUUCUCUCAGAAUGCUGGGACUCGAACGGGACGCCGAACAAGUACAACUUCCGCCAUGACUGUGUGAAGGUUAUGGACCAAUACGCCGAUGAGGUGCCUUGGUUCGGUCUUGAGCAGGAAUACACCCUGCUCGGCUCUGAUGACCGGCCCUACGGCUGGCCCGCUGGUGGUUUCCCUGCUCCCAACUUUUCCACGAAGGCUAUGCGCGAAGAGGGCGGUAUGAAGCUUAUUGAAGAGGCUCUUAAGAAGCUUGAGCCUCACCAUGCCGAGUGUAUCGCUGAAUAUGGCGAGGACAACGACCUCCGUCUCACGGGCCGCCACGAGACCGGUUCGAUCGACUCGUUCUCGUGGGGCGUCGCCAACCGCGGAACAAGUAUUCGCGUGCCCCGGGAAACCGCUGCUAAGGGCUAUGGUUACUUCGAGGACCGUCGCCCAGCUUCCAACGCUGAUCCCUACCGCGUUACCAAGGUUUUGCUUCAAUUUUCAAUGGCUUAA